This is a messenger RNA of Asterias rubens (European starfish), 2530 nucleotides long. Its product is annotated as E3 ubiquitin-protein ligase RNF180-like. The record is from RefSeq and is a predicted model, not a curated record. Gene Ontology annotation, molecular function: ubiquitin conjugating enzyme binding; ubiquitin protein ligase activity. Gene Ontology annotation, biological process: positive regulation of proteasomal ubiquitin-dependent protein catabolic process; protein polyubiquitination; norepinephrine metabolic process. The transcript is spliced from 5 exons. NCBI's taxonomy places the organism in Eukaryota, Metazoa, Echinodermata, Asteroidea, Forcipulatida, Asteriidae. The coding region runs from base 24 to 2012 and encodes 662 amino acids. Gene Ontology annotation, cellular component: endoplasmic reticulum membrane.
UAAUAACAAGUGAACCACCAAAAAUGGCAUCAGGUGCAAACAACCCACAACAAUCUUCCUUCAAGUGUCGUAAAUGUAGACGACUUCUUUUCAACGAAGACAGCAUUCUCCGUUCCACAUCAGCCAAAGACUCGGACUUGACUACAACGCAUCAUCAACGGAGUGGCGCUAGUGGCGCUAGUGGCGCAUUGUUGUAUAUCAGUGAGGAUGCAACACCGCCCUGGAUCAAGACUGCUAUUGAGAAGUCACAGUGGACAAGAGGAAAACUUGCCUGCCCAAAAUGCAGAGGACGCCUUGGGUCAUUUGACUUUCUGACCCCUAGCAUAAGGCACCACCAGGAUCACCUGGGGCCUUGGUCCAGCGUUCACAUCAUCGGCAGCCGUGUCGAUCAUGAAUUGCCUCAAUCUCAACUCGCAAAACUGAGAGGUGGUGUCCGAGGGCAAGACCCUCAGGUUAAAGGUCAAGCAUCACCCACCAAAUCAAGAGACAGCUUCGACUUGAGUGUCCUUGACUUACAUCCAAAUGAAGAUGGUGCCCUUCCUGUAGGUUCCUGGUACUUAGAUACACACAAGUUGGAUUCCAGAUCCAGCAAGGUUUCUGAAGUUGAUAAAGAUGAGUUGGAAUCAUUCUCGAUUCUACCAACAAGUACGAAAACAUCUUUGUCGUCAGUUGAACCUAAAGUCCGUAAUCAACUCAGGUUCAGGCCAGGCUAUAAAAACACUGAGCAUUCAAAGACCGAAUCUCAUGCGUCUUAUGCUACCUCUGUUCAGGAGUCGCGGUCUGGCUCCUGUACUUCUACGCAUAACGGACCAUUAACUGAGUCGUGUAGCACAGACUACUUUAAUCGAAUCCCUGUCAAAGAGGUAUUGGAUGCCGAUACUGAAUCAAAUUCUUUGCAUAGCAAUCUCAGUAAUUCAUCCAAACUGUCAAGAAACUCACAAGCAAAAUGUAUCGGUAUUCCACCAAAUUCAAGACCAACUGCCCUCCACUCAUCAUUCAGGGACAGUUCGUCAGAGCAGACUGUCCCGAGACAGUUAUCAGUAGUUGAUCAAAAUACACUUGGUUCUGGUAGUGAAUCGGAAGCGGAAAACAUGUCGCAAUCGCACGUGGUAGUUGGAACUUCCUCGGCACCUGUGACGUGGAAGGACUUUCUGGACGAACUCUUAUUGGAGCUGGAGCGAGAGCCCUCACCAUUGAGAGCUGAGAAUGACGUCAACCAGCUUGUUGAGGACUUCGACACAGACAGUCAACAAGAGGCUUCUGCAAGUUCAGACAACGAUUUCCAGGUAACUGGAGCUCAAAACACCGAGGGGACAUCAGCUUACCUGCAACGGGCCAUCCUAAGAGCUCAGAAGAAAGAGAAGAAUCGCAGGAAGAAUGAGAGAAGGAAACUUCGAAGACGAGAGAGAUGGAAAGAAGAAAAGACGAUGGAAGACCAUGAGCUACUGAUAGAAGAACAGAAUCUUGACUGUGACUCGGCAAAGAUUAUGUCCCUCUUGAGUGUCUGUGACUCGGGUAUGUCCCUCCGCGAGGCAACAACGUGCCCUGUUUGUCUGGACUUGUACCUGUACCCCAACGUGUGCAUUCCCUGUCAGCACAUCUUCUGUGAACCAUGCUUACGCCAGCUUGCCCAGGCUGUGCAGUCGCCCAGGACACCAUGCCCCCUCUGCAGGACAGUCAUUCAGCAUGUCAAGGCACAUGAAACUCUGACGACUGCAAUCCAAGAAGCAUUUCCUCGAAUGAUAGCCCUCCGCAAACAGAACGAGAGAAAAACACUGAACAAAUCCUACCCCCUCCCUGGUGACGCAUUAAACACCCCUAUGUCAACAUGGUUUAACCACAUGCUGAGGGGUCACACCAGGAGACACAACACAAUGGGACUGCACCAUUCUGGAUUAAGAGGUAGACAAGAAUUCGGGGUGAUGUGGCAGAUUGGGGCAGCCUGUUUACUGAUGACAACCCUUGUUGGGAUGACGGGUGUUUUUCUGUUUUCUAUCAUGCUGUAUUCAUGACUGCAAUAUUGUACCACUUCAGCUGUAAAUUUCACCAACCAACCUCUCCCCUCACUUAGGAAUAUUCUUAGGACUUAAGACAUUUAGUACCAGUCCCACCCUUUCACUGGAACUUGUAAACCUCUCAGAUUCAAAUUUUGGGGCAUAAGAACUGAUAUAUUUUGUCCAUAAACACUUUUCUUCAAAGUGAAAUGACUCUCAAAGUGCUUUAUACUACUAAAAGCUGGUGUACUUCUAAACCAAGUAAGUUUGUGUUGCCAUUAAUUUAACGAUUGAUUAACAAACAAAAUAUCUCCCCUUUCCUGUACGAUAAACAUGUCUACCAGUGCCUUCUGAGUUUUGUCAAAAAAAUCCAUACAGUACGCUAAAUUGGAACCCGUUACCAUUUCAGCUUUCAUAUUCUAGAGCAGAUGUCUUUAAUGCUUGACGUCUGAGCAUGGGUGGUUACGAAAAGCCAACCUGGGCCCAAUUUCAUAGAGCUGCUUAGCACAAUACUUUGCUUAGCAUGAAAUUUCUUC